Molecule: messenger RNA, 1209 nt
Organism: Harpegnathos saltator (Jerdon's jumping ant)
Lineage: Eukaryota; Metazoa; Arthropoda; Insecta; Hymenoptera; Formicidae
Gene: Rfk
Product: Riboflavin kinase
Exons: 4
Coding region: 518-961 (147 amino acids)
Biological process (GO): riboflavin biosynthetic process; FMN biosynthetic process
Cellular component (GO): mitochondrion
Molecular function (GO): riboflavin kinase activity
Source: RefSeq, a predicted model, not a curated record
CAUAAUAUAACGUACACAAUAUACAAUUAUGUAGUGCACCACACAUAAUUACGCAUAUAAUUAUGUUAUGUUAUGUUAUAUAAUAUAAGCGGCAGUACACGCAACCGUUUGCACAGAUGACAGCUAUCCUAACCUUCAAAACAUCAAUUUCGACAAAUCCAUAUUUUUUUGCAAUGUAUUGAGUGAUGCUUUCAAUUAUCAUACGCUUUUGACACACAUCAAAAUACGCAAAGUUUUAUUGGAUUUUCACAAGAUUUCACAAGACAGGGAGGCAUAUAUUUGAGGUGUCUUACAAUGAUUGUCGCACGACCGUCGUCUUUACGUCGUCACAAAGCUAAGAGUCAAAUAUCAAGCGAGUGAUUCGUAUCAUCGUUACUUAAUCGUUAUCACAUGCUACGUCGUAUUAUCAAUCUCAUAUUUCUGUCGACCUUGUCGACAAUCUGUCGACUGAUAGUGCCUUCAAGUGACCGACUUGUAGAAUAACGUCGAUUAGUGUGUCUGUCGAUGAGCGAGAAUUAUGUGCAACAAGGUAUUACCGUAUUUCGCAGCCGGAACCAUCGUCAAAGGCUUUGGCAGAGGUUCAAAGGCCUUAGGUAUUCCGACAGCUAACUUCUCGGAAUCCGUGGUCAAUACCUUGCCAGACGACUUAAACACUGGAAUUUAUUAUGGCUGGGCCUCGUUGCAGAAACAAAUUUAUAAGAUGGUCGCAAGUAUCGGAUGGAAUCCAUAUUAUAAGAAUGAGAAGAAAUCAGUGGAAGUCCAUUUACUACACAAAUUUCAAGAUGACUUGUACGGUGAAGAACUUAAAGUAAUUAUAGCUGGUUACAUACGACCAGAAAAGGACUUCUCGUCUGAAGAGGAACUCAUCAAAGAGAUAAAGAACGAUAUCGCGAUCGCGGAAAAGAGAUUAGAUGAGCCUGUUACGAACAAGUUAAAAGACCACGACUUCUUAAUCAAAUAAGUGAAAUGAGAAGAAACUGCAGAUUUAUUUGAUGAACAAAUAUUUCGUUAUUUCUAUUUUGACGGUGAGAAAAAACUGUAAAAUUAUAAACAUUCUCAAGUAUUGGUUUUCUAAUGAAUUGGUUGCGACCUCAGCUUUAAAAUAUCUCACAAAAAAGAAAGGAAAAAAACAUACACACAUAUAUAUAUAUAUAUGUAUUUAUAUAUACAAUUGUAUAUACACCGUCCAUAACACGUCUAUCAAACUGA